AUGAGUAUGGCGAGUGGGUUUGAGAGUCCCGCUGCGCUAGAAGAAUGCACUCAUGGUGAGAAGCUCGUUGUAAGUAUCGGCAUCGUCGGAAUCAGACAUUCAGACGUCUUACAACCAGACGUCUUUAUAACCAGAGAAUGGUCAAUUCACAUGACGUUAAUGGAAAGCGAGUGCGACAAACUCAAGUGGCAAGCAGGAUUCUAUCGCACAUACAAGCUUGGCCCUGGACAUCCCCACGAGGUCUUCGGCUUGUUCAUUCAGUGGCUGUAUACUCGAACAUACCAGGAAAAGGAAGGUCUCGCGUGGUCUUUCGACAGGUGCCUGACUUUGCUAUCCGCCCCUCUGGAGAUCGGACUUGCGCCUGAACUACAAGUAGACUGGCCUGUUAAGGCAGCCGUUGCCAGUUGGGAACUUGGCGUCACCCUACAUGCAAAGAACUUCCAAAAUACGCCAUCAAGCGAAAGCUUUACAGAAGGCUCAUCGCAGCUACAACAGCUACUCCAGAAUGUUGUCGUUCGCAAUUGGGGAGACACUGCUAUCAUCGACCACACAGCCCAAGAACUAUGGUCAUUCUUCCUCGGCUUAUGCCCUAGCUUUCGCGAGGACUUCCUCGUCGCAACGAAGCACGCACUAGAGAAGAGGCAGGAAGAGGAGCUAGACUUUGUGAAGUAUCUUAUCCACUAG
Messenger RNA from Alternaria burnsii, 684 nucleotides. RefSeq lists its product as uncharacterized. The transcript is spliced from 3 exons. Bases 1 to 684 code for a protein of 227 amino acids. NCBI's taxonomy places the organism in Eukaryota, Fungi, Ascomycota, Dothideomycetes, Pleosporales, Pleosporaceae. The record is from RefSeq and is a predicted model, not a curated record.